Messenger RNA from Oryza sativa Japonica Group (Japanese rice), 1435 nucleotides. RefSeq names its product caffeoylshikimate esterase. Gene Ontology annotation, molecular function: lipase activity. Lineage: Eukaryota; Viridiplantae; Streptophyta; Magnoliopsida; Poales; Poaceae. The record is from RefSeq and is a predicted model, not a curated record. Gene Ontology annotation, cellular component: membrane.
CCAUCCAUCCACCGGAGGACACUACAACGCCAAAGCACUGCACUGCACAAGCAGCUUCCUCGCCUUCGCAUCUACUACUCCCCCCAAAAUGGCGCAUCCGGUGGCUGAGGCCGACGAGAAGAGCCCCUUCGGCCGCCUCACCGCGGAGGAGUUCUACGCGCGCCACGGCGUGCUGCACACCUCCUCCACCUUCGUCAACCCGCGCGGCCUCCGCAUCUUCACCCAGCGCUGGGUCCCCGCGGGGGGCGACGCGCCCCUCCUCGGCGCCAUCGCCGUCGUCCACGGCUUCACGGGGGAGUCCAGCUGGACGGUGCAGCUCACCGCCGUCCACUUCGCCAAGGCCGGGUUCGCCGUCGCCGCCGUCGACCACCAGGGCCACGGCUUCUCCGAGGGCCUACAGGGGCACAUCCCCGACAUCGUCCCCGUGCUCGAGGACUGCGAGGCCGCGUUCGCCCCGUUCCGCGCCGACUACCCGCCGCCGCUUCCGUGCUUCCUCUACGGGGAGUCCCUCGGCGGCGCCAUCGCGCUGCUGCUCCACCUCCGGGACAAGGAGCGGUGGCGCGACGGGGCGGUGCUCAACGGCGCCAUGUGCGGGGUCAGCCCCAGGUUCAUGCCCCCCUGGCCGCUCGAGCACCUGCUGUGGGCGGCGGCGGCCGUGGCGCCCACGUGGCGGCUCGCCUUCACCCGGGGGAACAUCCCCGACCGCUCCUUCAAGGUGCCGUGGAAGCGCGCCCUGGCGGUGGCGAGCCCGCGCCGCACCACGGCGCCGCCCCGCGCCGCCACGGCGCUGGAGCUCCUCCGCGUGUGCCGCGAGCUCCAGUCCCGGUUCGAGGAGGUGGAGCUCCCGCUCCUGGUCGUCCACGGCGGCGAGGACACCGUGUGCGACCCCGGGUGCGCGGAGGAGCUCCACCGCCGCGCCGGGAGCAAGGACAAGACGCUGCGGGUGUACCCGGGGAUGUGGCACCAGCUGGUCGGCGAGCCCGAGGAGAACGUCGACAAGGUGUUCGGCGACGUCCUCGACUGGCUCAAGUCCCACGCCGCCGCCGCUGCCGCCGCGCGUGGCGAGGGGCAGCAGUAGUUCGGUCGGUCACGCGUGCCGCGUGCUUGGGUAAUUCAUGGCGGAUUCAAAGCAAAAGUACGGGGGCGCAAUAAAAGGUUGUGGAGUUGAUUGGUGAGACGAGAUCGAUCUGGUCCCGGUGUAUCUCCGUCUCUGCGUGUGGCCAUGUUCCAUCUCCGUGUCUCUCUGCUCGUAUUAGUCCAUGAAUUGAAUGCCAAAAAAAUUUGCCAUGUUCGUGUGCUUGGGUGGGUGGUUGUGGGUUGGCGAGCGAUCGGUUGCUGCCCUGCAUCUCCUGCAGAGCAGAAUUCCCAUAAAUGAUGAAUUUAAGAAGUCCUCGCUGAGAACGCUGAAAAAAAAAUUCAUAGUUUGGGAAUUGAA